Messenger RNA from Wyeomyia smithii (pitcher-plant mosquito), 1379 nucleotides. RefSeq lists its product as uncharacterized. Bases 279 to 1154 code for a protein of 291 amino acids. Lineage: Eukaryota; Metazoa; Arthropoda; Insecta; Diptera; Culicidae. The record is from RefSeq and is a predicted model, not a curated record. The transcript is spliced from 4 exons.
GCCAGCUCCGCAGCAUGAAAUAGAAUAUGGUGGCACGGUUUAGUCCACUUCGUCUGUGAUUGUUUUAUUUUAAGUUUUUUUUUAUCGAAUUUGGUUUCUAAUCUCGCUGUUGUUUAUUGGUAUUUACUGCUGUGUUACCAUAAUCUUUUGUUUGUUGAUAUAGUAGAUCUUACAUGAAUGUGAUUCAUAAGAAACGAUGAAUAGCAAGAAGUAAUCUAAAAACCUUUUAUUUCUCCGAAUUUAAUAUUGUUAAUUUGAAGUUGUAACAGGGAGCUAGUAUGUCUUCGAGUAAGAGUAAAUCUUCCAGUGGCUUGAGGAUUCUGUGGAUCCCAGGCAGGAAAAAGCAUAAUCGCAAAGGGGUAUACAAUACAACCAAAAAUAACAUUCCACAAUACCAUGCCAAUCAGCAGCGUAAAAUCGAGCCCUGGACGCUUGGAGGCAGCAGCAAUCAUAAUAAAAUCAUUAACGCAGAUCUUCACGAUAACCUGGAUGUUGGCAUGGCAUCUGCAACGGGCGCCAUGGGACUGGCCACGAUUGUUUCCAAUAAGGCAGGCGAAACUAGUGGCAGUAGCCACCUAGCUGAGCCACCGCCGCCCCCUCCAGUGGCAGCAGAAAUAGCAGACGAAGUUUUAGUGUGCAAUGGAGCCGCAGAGUCGGUAGAGCUGGUUGUUCUCAACGAUUUAAAUGGUGAUAAUAAUAAGAAAGACAUUCCAAGUAAUAAUCAGUUCGAGACGUUGGAACUUAUCGACGAGGAAAAGAACCGAAACUACUCGAACGCGGAGUCGUCGUCCUCGCUGAUGUCCUCGAACAACGAUAGCCGAUCCGCAGACUAUAUGCACAAUUCGGCCACGCUGGCUAUCGGUGAAACCAGACGCCGGCUGCGACGCAAUAGUUACAACAAUUCCAAGAAGAACAGCUGCGAGAAUAUUGACUCCAUCGACCACAUCAACGACAGCGAUGUGAUUGAUGCGGUUAAACUGCACCCGACCGCAGAUGGGCCUCGCUUGGAUACGUUUCGAUCGAAGAAAAAGAGCAACAAAAGGCAGAGCCUAAGACAGGUUGACGACGACGAAGAAAAUCUUACCCAGAAGGAAGAUAAAUUGGUAACCUGUCUGUAUUAUUCGCUUGUAUGCUGGGAUUGCAGCAUUUCAUAGAACCCAAGCGAGAAAAAAAAAACAAACGCACUUUAGCUACUCAAAAGACUACACUACUUAGUUGUUGCCGGGGUUUUUCUACGUGAACCGUAUUGAGCUCACAGUAUUUUAUAUCGAUCUUUUUACAAUUUGAAAAUACUAAUAUAAAUGCAGCCAUUAUUAUUAUUUAGUGGUAAGACAAAAUCCACUGUUAGUGUGUAAGAUAAAUUAUAUAGUACACAUUAA